Messenger RNA from Colossoma macropomum (tambaqui), 2213 nucleotides. RefSeq names its product piggyBac transposable element-derived protein 4-like. The coding region runs from base 105 to 2180 and encodes 691 amino acids. The transcript is spliced from 3 exons. The record is from RefSeq and is a predicted model, not a curated record. Lineage: Eukaryota; Metazoa; Chordata; Actinopteri; Characiformes; Serrasalmidae.
UUGUUUGCCGCCAUAUUAUAAGACGAACCAUAGGAUACAAUGCUUGUGUAGUCGUGAACAUCUGGAUACGUUUAAAGCUAACGGUACCAAAUUAUCCAAAAAAUAUGGUAAAACGUUGUUGCUGGGGUACUUGCGAUAGUACCACAAGAUACCCAGAGAGGCUAGAUGGUGUUUUUUUUGUACCUUUUCCCAAACCCCCCAAAAAUGUGGAAAAGUGCAAGCUGUGGAUCAAACUCUGUGGCAGGCCUCAUUCCCUGUUGAAUAUUUCCAACAUCACCAGAGACACCUACAUUUGCUCUAAGCAUUUCGUUGAUGGGAAGCCAACAGCUGAGCACCCACACCCGGUGGAUGCUUCAAGUACUCACGUGGUCUCUCCUGGGUCUUUUUCAAGCGAAAGUGAAGAGUCAGAAGAUGAGGACUGGAGGCUUUCUCCUACUGCUUUUUCACCCUCCCCAGGGAAGAAGUUGUCUACCUCUUCACCCUCCAAAACAAAGCCUUCUUUCUUCCCGUCAUCCUCGGCGACUCCAAAGGGCUUGCAAAGGAAAAGGCGCUUUUCCGCUGUUUCUCCAGAGAACUUUAGAGAAAUUUGGAAAAAUGAAACUGAUAAAGAUCAGGAACCUGAACUGCCCAAGUUUAUUCCAAAACGUACACCUGGAGUGCAGGUAGAUUGUACACGGCCAUACUCUCCUCUAGAACUCUUUCAACUAUACUUUGACAUGGAUGUUGUUGGAAAAAUUGUGCUUCAUACCAACAAAUAUGCUGCAAAGAAAAAAGAACAAGGAAUAAAGCAUCAGUGGCAACCAGUAGGCAUUGAUGACUUGUUUAAAUUCAUUGGCCUUGUAAUUUAUUUGGGUCUCUCAAAAGCCAAAAGCAUUAGAGACCACUGGUGCACCAAGUCCCUUUAUAGUCACCGGUUCCCAAGCAGAAUUAUGAGUAGGAAUCGGUUUCAAAGCAUCUCUGGCUUUCUCCACUUAAGUGACCCAGAUGAAGAUUUAAUCAAUGACCGCAAGAAGGGAACAUCUGGGCAUGAUCGCCUCCAUAGGAUCAAGCCUCUGUUGUAUGACAUGAUCUUAGCAUGCCAGACAUAUUUUCAUCCUUACAAGAAUCUUUCUAUUGAUGAAAGAAUGGUGUCAUCUAGGGCUAAGAUUUCAGUCAGGAAGCACAUGCAGGAAAAGCCUACAAAAUGUAGUUACAGAUUAUUUGUACUUGCUGAUUCUUCAAAUGGAUACACAUGGAAUUUUUUUGUGCAUGAAGGCAAAUGCAAAUCUAUGUCAGGCAAAGGACUCGGUUAUGACUCUGUUAUGAAGUUGCUUCCCCUUGACUUACUUGGCACAGGAUACCACCUCUAUGUGGACAGUUUUUACACAAGCCCUGCUCUUUUCAGGGACUUGCACAAAGCCAGUAUUGGGGCAUGUGGAGCAGUUCGCCAGACCCUUCAAGACUUUCCAAAAAACAAAGCAAAUGAUUUUUCCAGCAAUUCUGAAAGAGGAGAUGUGCGUUGGUUUCGAGACAAGGAACUUUUGUUCAUGAAAUGGAAAGACAGCAGAGAAUUGAGGAUGUGUAGUACUAUCCACAAGGCCAGCUCAGCUGACGUAGUCAAAAGAAAUGUUAAAGAGAAAGAUGGCUCAUGGGUGGCGAAGCACAUGCCCGUACCAACUCUUAUCAAAGAUUACAAUAAGCAUAUGGCUGGUGUCGGCUAUUCUGAUGCUUUAAUUAACACUUAUAAUUCCCUCCACAAGACAAUGAAAUGGUACAAAGCUUUUUUUUACCAUUUUGUAGACAUUGCAUGUGUCAAUAGUUUCCUCCUUCAUCAGGAAAUUGCAAAGUCGAAGGGACAAAAACCCAUGACCCACAAGAGUUUCAGGGAAGAACUAAUUGAGGCACUGGUGGAUUAUGUAGAUGAUUCCCAAGAAUCUGAAGACAUGAUGUCUGGAAAGGAGAGAGCACCAUGUAUGCCAGAAUUCAUCACUGCUGGAAUGGACAUUCACCCUAGCAUGAAAGCCUCAGCAGGAAGAAGGUACUGUGCAAACUGCAAGCUAGAGAAUAAACACAAUAAAACGCCAAUUAUUUGCCGGGUCUGUGAUGUACCACUGUGCCUUGUACAUGGUCGAAACUGUUUUCUCGACUGGCACAAAAAAAAGAGGGGUAGUCUGUCUGUCAAAAAGUACACUGGAAAAUGAACCGAACUGACAAUCAGCAACUGAAAUGCUAUA